AUGACUGGCGCUUCUAUCAAACCACGCGUCAGAAUAGGCUGCCACAUCAAGAAGCUAUGCAUGAUGCGGUAUGGCAGCGGUUUGCCAAUUGAUGUUCAUCCGAAGAACUGGCCUUAUAGCGACAGAUACAUACACGACUCAUAUCCUGGACAAGAAGAGCAGAUAUCAAUACACUUUAGCGACCAUGUCGCCGGGAACGUGGACCAGGAACAACAGUGGAGAAAUGAGCCUCCCGCCAGCGCAUACCGAACAGCGACACUGCGAAGUUCGCGGUCCUUCACAAAGCAUGUCUCUCGACAGAGAAGUCGAAGGCGGGAACUUCGAGGACGACCUACCAAGCCGGGUAUUACUGUAGAUACGAGCUUCACGAGGCAUAGAGGCACAGAGCCGCACCAAGUAUUUCCUAGAGAUGUAGAGAGAGGUGCGGGGUCUGUCAGGAAGUCAGCCUGGUUAGGACUGGGAAGGUCAUCCACUAGAAACAAAGGUUUGGGCAUUACCAAGGGUACCCCCCAACCAGAACACGUGCAUCGCAAGAAGCACAGUCUCGACAGGAAUGAAACCGACACAGCUAUAUCUAUGACGCCUGGGGGCAAGUCGUGGCAAGAGAUCUCACCUUGGGAUCGACGCAUCCCCAUCGGCAUCUCAGUUCCAACCGACAGCAUAUCGGAUUUCAGCUCACUGCAAGCCAACCGUCGUCGGGCUGGAAGCGACUCUACUUUAGUAACUCCGAGCAUCAUCAUCACCCCUGCCGCAGUCAAGUCAGCCUGGUCUCCGGACACGCCCUUCACCGAGUCCGAUUAUACACCAAGCAUCUACUCACGCUACCAGUCGACCUUUAUGGAUGCAAACGUCCCCCCAGUUCCUGCUCUACCUUCUGGAGUAUCACAAAACCCAGGCGCCAAAGACGUCCAAGGAGCAGCUGGCCACUCUAGAAAUGAUACGCUUGAUUCCGCGGGGACUGCAUUCGAAGAGGAUGACGAUAAAAGGAGAGACCGCAUCAUGUCUACCAGUACUUUGUUCGAGGAGGACGAGACGCCUUUACGGGAAAGGACUAUUGAGAACUCACUGGCUAUUGAUACGUCAAUGGUGCCUACUCCCCGGCGAUCACAAGGAUGGUGGAAUGUCAUCACAACACCGUUUGUUACGACGCCCAAGUCAUCAACAUGGACCGAAGCAAGUGGUGGUAGAACGCCAGAUGUGCCAACGGUACCUACUCGAUACGGUACGCAAAAGGGAGAGAAUGGUACAUCGCUUCCAUCACCACUUCAUACAGUAGUACCUAGCGCUUCCAUGGAAGUAACUUCUGAGAAGCCAGUAGGCGAACAACCAACCUCUCACCGAGCUGUCGCGUCGCCUGAAUCGACAAUGUCCGCCUCACCGGUUGUUGGCACAGCAGCUAUUGGAACCGUCUUGAUGCCUCGCCAGGUUGAAGAACCACGCCAAAUCAACAUCAACAUUGAACUGCAAGAUAGACGACCGAUGGCGGAUCCCCAUGCUGUUCGCGCCAACUAUCCGCCACCCGUACAGCACUUUCACACGUCAUCACCAGCACCACAAACGCAAGGCGCAGUAUCAUCUCCUCCAAACGCCAAAACCUCGCAGCAGAAUCUACCAGUCUUUGCUCCACCUCCCAGGUCUGCUCAGAAAGCCUCCCACUGGAGCUACGAUAACGGAAGUCGUGCCAGCUCAUCCGGAUCUCCAGAUCUCAAAGGACAGAAGAAGCAUCGGAAAGUCUGCGACAUGACGAGCAUCUGGUCGUUCGGGAAGAAGAAGAACCAAAAGAACGAUACGUCCAAUGAGAAGAAAAGGAAGAGAGGUGUGUGUUUCUGGGGUUGCUGCUGUUGUUUGAUCUUCUUGGUGUUGUUGGCGGCCAUUAUCCCGGUCGUCGUGGUCCUUACCAGGAGAGGAGACGACAACAAAUCUACAGCAACUCAGCCGACUGCUGAUGGCGGCAGCCAGUGGCUGAAUCAAACCAACUAUCCUCCCAUUCCCACCGGCAUCUUAACCAUCGCGCAACCUGAAGCUGUAGAUGAGGAGAGCGGCUGUGUUGCGCCAACCACACUGUGGAGUUGUGCGUUACCGAAAGAAGUUCAGCAAUCCGUCGCGCCUAACAAGCCCGAUCAACCGAACUUCAAGAUUGAAAUCACGUUUGCGAACGGCACUGCAGCUCAACUGCCAAAAGCUCAGCGUACCAAGAGAGGCCUUAAUCCUGUAUCAGCUGGUGCAUUCAUUAGGUCACUACUGCAUGCGCGUGCGGCACCUUUGCCGUCACCAGCACCUCCAUCGACGGCGGAUAUGAGCUUUCUGGGACAGACAACAGAUGGCAACUCGGCUCCCUUUGAGGGCGAAGAGACUGGCCUGUUUAUCAGCAUGCAAGAUCCUACAACAAGCACAUCUCAACACACGAAGCGUGCGAAUUCCGACGAUCCGACCAACAUUACCGCUGUAAUCCCUCCGCCGAUGUUGGCUUCCGAUGGAACUGCCGCACCCGCAAAUCUGAUGCCUUUUCCUUCUGCGCAACCCCUCCGACUGUAUAAUCGUGGCAAAGACGACGAGCACUACGGCUUCUACAACUACUUCGAUCGUUCGAUCUUUCUGAAGCAGAUCAACGGUACCAACCGUGGUGGUAACCCGGCAGAUAUUGAUGGAGGAAGCACUAAAGACGCGGCGAACCUGCGAUGCACAUACUCACAGACUCGUUUCCUGGUACAGAUCUGGACGCGUAGUAAGGACAGCAAGCCACUGCUGCAAAAGUCUGCCUCGAACGCGUCGGCUGUCUCUGCUCGGCCAGGUACCUUUCCAUACCCUGUCACUGUCACGAUCGAUCGGCACGGUGGCGACCCAUCAAAGAAGAACCUUUACUGCUACGAGAUGGAGGAUGACGGCUCCAUUAAGAAUGAGGAAUCGAAGAAGUAUUUCCAGUUUGAAGACCGCGGGUUCGGAGGCAAUUUGGUCAAGAGCACGCAAGGGCAAGGGAACGCGAUAGGGUCCAUCGACGGUGGAACUGGCGGCUGCCGUUGCCAGUGGCAGAACUGGCUCAGUUGA
Molecule: messenger RNA, 3045 nt
Organism: Pyrenophora tritici-repentis Pt-1C-BFP
Lineage: Eukaryota; Fungi; Ascomycota; Dothideomycetes; Pleosporales; Pleosporaceae
Source: RefSeq, a predicted model, not a curated record